This is a messenger RNA of Brenthis ino (lesser marbled fritillary), 285 nucleotides long. The record is from the annotation of a GenBank genome assembly. Lineage: Eukaryota; Metazoa; Arthropoda; Insecta; Lepidoptera; Nymphalidae.
AUGCCCGUAGGAAUUAAGCUAAAUGCGAUUAAUAGUGUUCGAAUUUGUAGCCCUCUCCGCUGUUCCCUGAAAGAGCUUGAGCGUGUUCAGAAUAGUAGUGUCCCUGAAUUUCAGGCUGAGAUUCAGCGUAUGCCUUCAAUCCUUCGCCUCCUUCGUAGCUUCCAGAAGAAUAAUGUUCUAAGCCUCCUUGUUCAUAGCCACCUUGAUGAAGACCUGCGUGUUCUAAUCCUCCUUGUUCCAAUGAUCCUUGUUCAAGACCAUGCUCAUAUCCUCCAUGACCGAGAC